Pyrus x bretschneideri (Chinese white pear) is the source of this 1179-nucleotide messenger RNA. Its product is annotated as germ cell nuclear acidic protein-like. Lineage: Eukaryota; Viridiplantae; Streptophyta; Magnoliopsida; Rosales; Rosaceae. Gene Ontology annotation, biological process: ubiquitin-dependent protein catabolic process. Gene Ontology annotation, molecular function: ubiquitin-like protein conjugating enzyme binding; ubiquitin protein ligase activity. Bases 1 to 1179 code for a protein of 392 amino acids. Gene Ontology annotation, cellular component: endoplasmic reticulum. The record is from RefSeq and is a predicted model, not a curated record. The transcript has a single exon.
AUGGCUCCCAAUUCCAACCGCAAAAGUAUAAUACCACCGCAAGUCAAGUGUGCGUUUAAACCCCGGAAGCCUCGGAUGCGUGUUAUCAAGAAAUUUAAGGUUUUUCGCUUCACAAACCUCCCUGAAGAAGAAGAAUCUCAACAGUUUUCUUCUUCUGGUUCUGAAGUUAAGAGUUGCAUCGGCACUCCUCAACAUGAUGACCCUUUUGAGUACGCUCAUUCUCCUGAUCAUUCAGGUUAUGUAACUUGCGAGCCCGGAUGCUGUGAACUUGAUGACGAUGCUGUUUCAAAUCUCCCAGAAUCACAGGGAGGAUAUGAGCACCACGAAACCUGUCAACUUGGUGAUGAUAAUGGUGAAGAUUACGAGCGCAAAACCAGUCAACUUGAUGAUAAUGAUGAUAUCCUCUUUCACUCUGAUGAUGAUUUAGAGGAUGCUGACUGUCAACCUGAAUACCAUGUAACUUGCGAGCCCGAAAGCUGUGAGCUGGAUGAUGAUGCUGUUUCAAAUCUCCAAGAAUCACAAGAAGGAUAUGAGCACCACGAAACCUGUCAACUUGGUUAUGAUCAUGAUGAAGAUUACGAGUGCGAAAGCAGUCAACUUGAUGAUAUCGUCUGUCACUCUGAUGAUGAUUUAGAGGAUGCUGACUGUCAACCUGAAUACCAUGAAGUAGUUCGUACAGAAACAGAAGACGAUUAUGAAGAACCUUAUUCUCCAGAACCGGAAGAAAAAUCUGCCGACUUUUAUGGUUCUAAAGUCAAGCCUUUCUCAAGUCCUUGUAAUGAUGAUGAUGAUGAUGAUACCUCUGAUGCUGCUGUUGAUUCAACCUGCGAUUCAACUUCUUCUCAUGAAAGUGAACUUGAAUGCAGGACUUGUACCCCACAUAGCCAUGAUUAUGGAAGCCUUCAACUUGACGCUGGAGAUGAUUCAUUCUGCCCAGUGAGUAGGCCAGAGCCAUUAUCUCCCCCGAGAUCUGAAGAGUAUUUCGACUGCAAGUUGUGUGUGAAGAUGGCAAGAGAGCCCGUGGUGACUCCAUGUGGUCAUUUGUUUUGCGGGGAUUGCUUGGACAAAUGGCUGCACUUCUUCACUUCUGAGAUGCAGUGCCCUGUUUGUAGGAGCAAGGUGCUUGAUUCCUCCAUCAUUCCGAUCAGCCCGCCACCAUGGUGGCAACAGAGACCUUGA